AUGAAUAAUUUACAGGUCCCAAGAAGAAGGCGCCGUGGACUGUCGGUGAAUGCUCUGACAGAAGAUCAGAAAGAGGCAAUGACCAGUUCAUUAGAUCAUUUACAGGAUGAUAUUGUCUUAGUUAAUACUCAAUGGUCAAAAACAUUAACUGAGACAACUAAUCCUUUGGAAUUUGCAUUGUCAUUUUUAGAUACUACAUCAGUUGGUUUAGGCCAUAGAUUGCCUGAGUUUCAUCAAUUGCAGAGUAAAAUUGGAUACGAUCUACAAAAUACUGUCAAUGAGCAUUACCAAGAAUUUAAUAGCAAUGUUGCUUCUUAUGGGACUGCAGUACACUUUAUUACGGAAGCUCAAGAGAAAAUUCUUGAAGUAAAAACUAACCUAAGCGAUGCCAAUAGAAAUAUCACAGUCAAAAAAGGUUCUCUUGAAGAGUUAAAUGAAAAUUCCCAAAAAUAUACAAAUAUGUUGAAAAUAUUACCAGCCAUAGAGAAAUUAAUUUCAACACCUGAGAAAAUUGAAGCUCAUAUUAGAGAAGAAAAUUAUCAAGAUGCAAAACAACUAUUAGUAGAUUCUUAUUUUCUGGCAAAUACUCAUUCUCUUUGGGAGAUUCAAUCUUUAAAGCCUAUCAAGGAGCAGUUACAAAUGCAAGAUCAUUCUUUAUUUAAUAAUUUAAUCGAGGAUAUCCAUGAUUUGGUUUACUCCAAGAAUUUAUUUAGAUAUUCAGAUUCUUCCUUAUUGAAAGAUUUGACUACUCCUGAAGAUGAUUUUACUGGGGCGGAAACUUAUUUGAAUAAUAUUGUCAAUACUGAUUUUGUCAAUAAGUCAGAACUGAUUAAUUCAGAUUUAAAAGAUUUUAUAAAAGAAUUAAAAACUUUGACACCAAGUGAUCUGAAGAAAUUAGAAAAAAUUAAAGGCAAGACUGACAAUGAAAAGAUUUUUUCCUUACUUUCAAUUAUUAAUGACAUGAAUAAAUUAUCCCAAGCAAGCACGAUUUUACUUGAUAGAGCAAAAGUGGAAAUUCAUUCUAUUUUAUUGAGAACUACUGAUUCUCUACGUGCCAAACAUCCAUCCCUGCUGAAACUUGUAGAUGAUGUAUCAAAACAAAACGAUUUUGGGAUAUCUCUGGAAAAUAUGCUAUCAAUUAUUUUAAGGACAAUGUUUUGGGAAAUAUUUUUAAAGCUAUUAGUUUCUAUGCAAGGCCACUGCUUAAUUUAUGAAAUUAUAGCAGUCCUGCAAAGAAAGACUAGUGCUAAUAAUGUUUAUAAAAUUAAUGACAUUUGGAAUAUAAUGCUUGAGGAAAUUCGAGAAUUUUUAACAAAGUAUCUGCGUAGUCCUAAAAUAAUAUCUGCUGAAGAGAAAUCCAAGAAUCGUGAUAGUAAUAGUAAUACAGAUAUUAAUGGAAAACAAAUAGAUGGCACAAAUACAAAUAAUGUAUUGUAUCAGAAUAAUAUAUAUUCUUUGCAAGAUAAUAUUGAUAAUAAUGAAAAAAUUUUACAUUAUUCUAAUGAUCUGAAAAAUCUUUUCAAAGAUAUUUUCCCUGGCUUUACUGUAAAUUCUAGUGUAGAUAUGAAUAAUAUCUAUAUCAAAGAAGAUUCCUUAGAACAAGAUAAUAGUGUAAUACCAGCUUCUAUUUUUAAUAUGAGAUUAAUCCUGGAGCCAUUUUUAUUGUUCUCUAAGGCUGUAGGCCAAAUUCUUCCAGAUGAUAAUAAAAAAAUGCUAUCUUCGAAAGCUUUCUUCCUUAAAUAUAUUAAUGAAGAGGUUUUUCCAGAUUUGCAGAGAACCUUUACAUACUUGUUUAAUACAAGAGUGCGUUCGAACAAUCCAUAUAGAAUACAUGUACUACAUGAUAAUAGGAAGAUUCUUGGUGCUGCUCAUGACUUUAUGAUAUUAUUUGCAAAUUUAUUAUUUAUUACUAGGACUUCUCAUAGUUACAAAAAACUAGUAUGCAGUGCAUUACUAAAUUUAUUGGAUUCAUUUUUUAAAUAUUAUCAUAAUUUAUUUGAGAAUUUAUUUGGUACAAAAGUUAAAUCUGAAUACGUGAAGCAAAUUAUUACUCUAUGGUUGCAAGAUGAACAGUUGAUGAAAUUAGAAGAAGGUGCAGUUUAUCAAGGUAAGUUUAAUCAAGAUCAGGAAUACGAGCUGUUAGUAAAAUAUUGUCCACAAUUUUUUGAAACUGGAAGAGGAUUAAAUUCUAGUGAUUUAUUUAAUAUGGCAACUUUGGAUGCAAUUAUUAACUUCAACGCCACUAUAAGCUGGGUUUUGGAAUGGUUACCUCAAUUAAGAAAAGUUGUACAAGUGAAUAAGGGGGAUGCUCUUCAAGAUAUUGAUCAAUUAAGAAAUGAUUGGUCAUUAUUUGAAUCUCCAACAUUUGUUCGUGAAGAAAGAAUGAAAUCUUUAAAGAUAUGUAUGAUCAACCAAACAGUUGGAAACUUUGAUAAAAUAAUCAAUAACUUUAAAGAUUUACGCGUUAAAUUAAUGACGGUUUUACGAUUUGAUAUACGAGCCAGAUGUAUUUAUUAUAUUGGUAGAACGUUCCAAGAAAAUAAAAAUUGGUAUUUGAAUACUGAUAGUUUUGAAUUAGAUCAUAAUAUUUCAUCUUUGAGAUCAGAUUUAAUUAAAAAUGAAAGCAAGAUGGUCAUACAAUUACCAGGAAAGGAAAAAUAUAAGGUAUUUGUUGGCCUUGAUAGUACAAUCAAUAAUUUGUUUAUUAAAUCAAGUAAAUCUAUUCAAAUUAUCAAUUAUAAUGGAUGUAAGAAACUGGUAAAGAAUAUUACAUCUUUACAAUUAACUUGUAGAAAUUUAAUCUUUGAAGAUAGUUCAUCUGUGAAUAUGAACAAAUCUAUUAAUUUCUAUGAUUUGUGUAAAGAGGAUGAAAACCAAUUUUUCAUAAAAUUAAAUAACGGCGAAUUGAAAGAUUACUCCAAAUUAGAUUUAGAAACAUUAUUAAGACUUUUGUAUAGCGAAGAAAUUAAUCUUCAAGCUAGAAAGCAAAAACAAUUUCCGAAUAAGACAUUAGAAAAUUCGGGUGUAACGAAAAGAUAUCAAAAUGCAGUUCAAAAAUUAAGAAGUAGUAUAGCUACUAAUAAUACUUCAAAUAUUCCUAAUGGUGCUACCACCUCAAAUAAAACCAAUUAA
This is a messenger RNA of Henningerozyma blattae CBS 6284, 3132 nucleotides long. RefSeq names its product exocyst complex component SEC8. Lineage: Eukaryota; Fungi; Ascomycota; Saccharomycetes; Saccharomycetales; Saccharomycetaceae. The transcript has a single exon. The record is from RefSeq and is a predicted model, not a curated record. Bases 1 to 3132 code for a protein of 1043 amino acids. Gene Ontology annotation, cellular component: exocyst. Gene Ontology annotation, biological process: Golgi to plasma membrane transport; exocytosis.